Molecule: messenger RNA, 3653 nt
Organism: Drosophila kikkawai
Lineage: Eukaryota; Metazoa; Arthropoda; Insecta; Diptera; Drosophilidae
Source: RefSeq, a predicted model, not a curated record
AUGGCCGGCAUCGUAUUCGAAAGUAUCGCGGUUUGUCGUCGGUCAACCUACCGUCUUCGUUAUCUGCGCGUCACUCAACGUCCAUUUGUUCUCUGGCCAUCUUUGGUGACACAACAGCAUCCAGGCCAAAGGUACAGUAGUUCCGAUGGUUCCGCCGAUCAGACUGGCCAAGAUCAGCUGCACCAGAUGAAGCCCAUCCAGUUGGGUCAGGGCCUGGUUCCGAAAGGCAAGGGUCCUGACGGUUCGGAGGUGACAGCAGCACCCCCUCAAGACCCUAAAGAUGCACCUGGGGAGAAGCAAUCGGAGUUGCCCUACGAGGUCAGACCGGAGAUACCCUUAGAGGCUCCGAAUCGCCUUAACCCCACGCCCCUGGAGGUAAAGCCACCCAAUCCACAUACUAUUAUUUGCACCUCCGACUCUGAGGCGUUAGGUGAUAAAGCUCCAAAGGAUGUAGACUCCACUAUAGGUUCUGAAGUGCAAUCGAACAGUUCCUCCUCAAACGAGUUACCGCCCCCAGUAAUCAAUUUAAUGGAUGACCAAACCCCAUCUCCAACAGCGACUGAACUGGAUUAUACAGAAUCUCCUUUCAUUUAUAUUGAAUCUGACCUGGACUAUCAAUCGCCACCUGUAACAACAACUGUUGAAGACACUGGGCAUCAAACCGAACCAACUGAGAAAAAGGCUCAGUCUGCAUAUCUUAUUAAAUCUGAUGAAGAUGCUCUGCCUCCAUUGCCAUCCCAGUACGAUAACAAACCACUGCCCAAGGAACCUGGAUCAAUUGCAACCCUGGACCUUAAGGUUAAGCCCCAGUCAAGCCCUUCGGCAGACAAUUCAGAACGAAUCUCUCAGCCAAAGUCAGAGGCAAUCGGUUCAGAGUGGUCUCAUGGCUCCAGUUUUGAUUUGCCUGGGGAAGGCAAGAUCGCCGAACAAAGAGCAGAGGUCGAGCCGAUCAUCAGCAGCAGUGCCAAGGACGAAUAUGAUGGUCAUUUUGUUCAGACUUUAGAUAAUCAGGAUCAGGAAACAAAGGGUACUUCACCUGCAGAAACGGUCAGCGAAAACGUUAACGACCACGAGAUAAUUGAUCAGUGGGUGGACAAAUUUAUGCGAUAUUACAAUGCAGAAAACGCUGCUUUUGGUCUCAAUAAUGAAAAUCAAGUUAGGGCCUCUAGCGAUAAGCAAAAAUCAGAGGCCAUAGAUGAAAAGGCUAGAAAUCGUUUGCAGAAAAUGGUAAUGAAAGAUAAUAAGUGGGUUUUCGAUAACAAGGAUUCUGCAAAAACUGAAUCACCCUCAUCUGAACCUAGUUCCUCCACAACUAAAAAAAGUGACUUGCCACUAAAAAAUAAAAUCGAGGCCUCUAGCGACAUGCUUAAUUCAGAGUCCCAAGAUGAAAAGGCUAGAAAUCGUUUGCAGGCAAUGGUGAUGAAAGAUAAUAAGUGGGUUUUCGAUAACAAGGAUAACAAGGAUACUGCAGAAAAAGUAGCACCCCGCUCAGAUGUUAGUUCUUCCCCCACUCUUAGAAGUACCCAUGAAGAUGACUUUCCACUGGACAUAGAGACGACACAGCAUGACAAAGCAUUUAGUAAUAAAAAGGAUGAAACACCUGUGCUUACUAUGGUGAUGAAAAAUAAUGAAUGGAUGAUUGAGAACAAGCAUACUGCAGAAACCCCCUCCGAUCCUGUCUUAUCUAGAAAUGAUAAGACUAGCCCUAAAGGUAUCUCGCCAGAAAACAUAGAGGCAAAUUACAAAUCCCACAAGGAUGAAAAGUCUUCGAUGUCCAUGGUGAAGAAAAAUAAUGUUUGGGUUCUUAGGGACAAAGACACUGCAGAGUCCAUAUCACCCUCCCCUAAUUCAACUUUAACUGAUAAAAGUAACCCUGAAGGAACACUGCCGCCGAAAGUAAUGGCCACAGAGUUCAGGGAAUCAAAGAAAGCUUCACCAGCGCUGGGGUCUGAUAAGCAGGCUCAUAUUGAUGCCUCCACAAUACCCGUUCAGCUUAUCCUUGGCCAGACUCCUGCAGCAGAUAAAUCUGAAUCUAAAGUUACCGAAAAGUCUCCCGGCCAAGCCACAGAGGAAAUCGUUGCAUUGUUUGAAAAAGAUGGCAGUAAAAAGGGAGACCAGAAGCAUUUAAAAUUCUUAGAUAGGACUACUAUUCCUGAGUCCACUAAGGAUACUUUUGCGGAUGUCCUGGAAAUACCAGCAACAGUAACCCACAAGGCGGAAGAUGCAGAUGAGGAAAAACUUGAUAAAGCCCAGGAGAAGAAAGAUGCAGGCGAUUACUUUUCAAAGUUAUUCGAUCUUGAAGAAUCAUUAAUCGCAAACAGUGCUGACGAUAAAAAUAGCAACAUAGUCAGUAUGGAGAACAGCAAGAUGGAUGACUUUUCGGCCGAAAUUGAUUCCUCUUUCGAAAAGGCUGCCAAAGAUUCAGAUUCAGAUUUCAGCGAAAUAGUUGAGGAGGUUGAUUUUAACAGUAUUCUGAAAGAAGUUGAACAGAAGAACGAAAGCGAGACUGAAACUACGUCACUGUUACCUCAUGAUCUCUACGAUCCAGUAUCGGAUGAGGUUAUCGCUCCUGAGGUGGAGGAUCGCGAACACUGGAAUACCGACUCAGAGGCAUCAGAGGUCGAAGCCAACACGGAGGAAACCCCGAUGAGAAGGGAAAAGCCAGAAUUGGAAGAAGGCGAGCUGUCUAUGAAGUUGGUAGACUUGGAUUCGACGGAGAAGCCGUCUGAAGAGACGGAGGUGCCAUCUGCAGCUCCAGAGAUGCCGCCUGCAGCUACAGAGAUGCCGUCUGCAGCUACAGAGAUUCCACCUGCAGCGACGGAGAUUUCAACGUCAGAGGCGCAGAUUCCGCCGUCAGUGGAGAGAAUUCCGGCUUUAGGGUCGGAAUCGAGUGCACCAAGACAGAAGAGUCUCAUUCAAAAACUCUUCGAGAAGAUCCUGGGCGGUAGAAAUAAGAAUGAAGGAAAGCGUGAGAUGUCCACCUACGCGGUUCAACGACAACUGAGCACUUUUGCACUUCCGCAAAGUCAUUCGCCAAAUGGUGUCAAGGACUUAAGGCAGGGAAAUCCUGUGCGAGCCUUGGCCGGGGGGAGUUUGGAGAUUAGUAAAAUUCACUCAUUCAUUCAUAAGGCUCCUGCGGAAGUGAUCCUGAAGGAGGCGGAUAUGAAGACGCCCGUACUUUUCGCCAAGGAAACAAAGGAUCUUACGGAAAUAAAGGGUGGCACCACCUCCUGCGCAUCGCCGAAGAAAUCGCCACGCGAUCUCCUGCGGGAGAAGCAGGAUUCCAAGAAGAUUAAGAUUUUUGGCGGAUCUGAGGAAUGUGCCAAAAAGAUGAAGCGGAUCAAGGAGCUAGAAAAGGAAACUGAUGACGACUGCGGCAGUGAUCACUUUAGCAUAUUGCAACCUCUUAGCUAGCUUCGGGUAUCUAUUAGAGAUGGACUGACCUACCCUCUAACUCGUCUAACUGGACGAUGGAAUGGAUUAAGAAUGCGAUAGAUAUGAUGCCACCAAUCUUUGGGCAAGCGAAAUAGUCUGAUCUAUAGGAUAUUGCUGCCUAAAUUAAUGCAGACUUUGAAUAUUUUUUUCUCUUGAGAAUCUUAAAAAAUUAAUUAUUUUACCGAAAUAAUUAUAAAAUUUUAUUUCAACAUUCAGUA